Messenger RNA from Spodoptera frugiperda (fall armyworm), 3537 nucleotides. RefSeq names its product kinesin light chain (gene Klc). Gene Ontology annotation, cellular component: kinesin complex; cytoplasm; membrane-bounded organelle. Lineage: Eukaryota; Metazoa; Arthropoda; Insecta; Lepidoptera; Noctuidae. Bases 295 to 1986 code for a protein of 563 amino acids. The transcript is spliced from 15 exons. Gene Ontology annotation, molecular function: kinesin binding. The record is from RefSeq and is a predicted model, not a curated record. Gene Ontology annotation, biological process: microtubule-based movement.
UAUACUCGGCCUCGAGUCGAUUUAGUUUAGUACGCAAGGAGCGACCGACGCGAACGGACGUCGCGACGCUCGACACCGUGCCGGCAUUAUUAUAAAACACUUUUCAAAAAUAUUCACGCGUCCUACGGAACCGUCCUCAGUUUUCUAUCGUAAUUAUCAGUUGGACAGUAUUAUACGAGACUAUAUUUUCUAUACGUUUAUCAAGUGAAAAGUAUUAGCAGUGUGAUAAUGGUUGCUUCGUGUUAGUGCUGUGGAAUGUAUUGCAUUUGUUAGUUCUACUACAACUGUUGUAUAAUGUCGAAGACUUUGAACGCCUACAGAAUAAAGAAGAUCGAAUCCCUAGGCAGGAUGACGGCGAUGACGCAGGAGGAAAUGGUGGCCGGUGCGCGCACCGUGGCCGCGGGGCUCGAGGCGCUGCGAGCUGAGCAUGCACAGCUGCUGGCCGGGCUGGCUGCCAACACAGAGCAUGAGCACGAGAAGGCGGCUCUCGUGAGGAAGAGCAUUGAUGCCAUCGAACUCGGAUUGGGUGAAGCGCAGGUGAUGAUGGCGCUAGCCUCCCACUUACAAUCGGUGGAGGCUGAGAAGCAGAAGCUCCGCACGCAGGUGCGGCGGCUGUGCCAGGAGAACGCGUGGCUGCGAGACGAGCUGGCGGCCGCGCAGCAGCACCUGCAGGCCUCCGAGCAGCGCGUGGCGCAGCUCGAGGAGGAGAACAAACACCUCGACUUCAUGGCUUCUAUGCGCAAGUACGACAGCGAUAUAACGGAGGAGUCGGACACGAACCGCAGCGGGCAGAGUGAGAAGAAGCGCGACGAUCCCAUGGUGGACCUGUUCCCCGAUGAUGACCACGACGACAACAGGAAUAACAAAUCAAUGUCCCCGACGCCUCCGCUGCACUUCGCGCAACAAGUGAACGCGGGCUACGAGAUCCCGGCGCGGCUGCGCACGCUGCACAACCUGGUGAUCCAGUACGCGUCGCAGGGCCGGUACGAGGUCGCCGUGCCGCUCUGCAAGCAGGCCCUCGAGGACCUGGAGAAGACCUCCGGACAUGACCACCCUGAUGUCGCCACCAUGCUCAAUAUACUCGCUCUUGUAUACAGAGACCAGAACAAGUACAAGGAGGCUGCCAACCUGCUGAACGAUGCGCUGUCCAUCCGCGAGAAGACGCUCGGAGAGAACCACCCCGCCGUCGCAGCCACGCUCAACAACCUCGCCGUGCUCUACGGCAAGCGAGGCAAGUACCGCGAGGCAGAGCCGCUGUGCAAGCGAGCGCUAUGUAUCCGCGAGGCCGUGCUGGGCAGGGACCACCCCGACGUGGCCAAGCAACUCAACAACCUCGCACUGCUCUGUCAGAACCAGAAUAAAUACGAGGAGGUGGAGCAGUACUACCAGCGCGCGCUGGAGAUCUACGAGAGCAAACUCGGACCCGACGACCCCAACGUAGCCAAGACCAAGAACAAUCUCGCCUCUUGCUAUCUCAAACAGGGCAAGUACAAGGAAGCAGAAACGUUAUACAAACAGGUGCUGACCCGGGCACACGAGCGGGAAUUCGGAACUAUCGACGGCGACAACAAGCCCAUCUGGCAGGUGGCCGAGGAACGCGAGGAGAACAAACACUUGCAGAAGGAAAACGCUCCGUAUGGAGAGUAUGGAGGCUGGCACAAGGCUGCUAAGGUGGACUCCCCAACAGUGACAACGACGCUGAAGAACCUGGGCGCCCUCUACCGGCGCCAGGGCAAGUACGAGGCCGCUGAGACGCUCGAGGACUGCGCGCUCCGCAGCCGGAAGGAGCACGUACAGCAAGCUUUGGACAUCGUGAAGCAGUCGCGGGCUCGGGGCGGGCGGCACGGCAGCCGCGACGCCAUGGAACCGCACCAAGACCAUCACGACGAGGGCGCGAACCAAGCGAGCGAACCACGCAUGAACCUUAAGUCAAAGCUGUUCAAUGCGCUAGGCAUCAACACUGGGAGCAAUCCGCCGCACCAGUAGCCACUAUCCACCAGCCACGUAGAACUACACUAGAUAUAAGUUGUCACUCGCUUCACGCACGUGGUCCUUGCUAACUGUUGCGAGGGUGGGCAGUGGAGUUCUAGAUGUUAACUGGACUAUUUCAUUGAGAUUAUGAUAGUAGUAUCAUUGACUUUUUGAGAUUAGAAAGUAUAACAUACAAGUUGUCCAUUAAACGGAUGCUAUCCAAAAAUGUCCAGUUAACUUGGUGCACCAGAACACCACUGCCUACACCCCGCACAUGAAUGUCCGCUCACUAUAAAGGAUCAAGUGCGUCCCACACUUAAUUUGCCGACAUUUUGAAUUUCUUGUCCAACAAAAAAUGCAAUCUUCACAAUGGCCUAAGCCAAGUUUUAUUCAAAUAAAAGCAUUUUAUAUAACAACAAGUUCAAAAUGUUCGUGUAGUAGCUUAGUAUUAUUUAUUAGCAUGCGAUAUAAUUUUAGUAAAAAUAAAAGAUUUUCAAAAAAAUUAAUAAAAAAAAUAUAAAUUACAAAUGAUCGUGUGAUAGGAGCAUGCCAGUGAGCCGUCCCGCUGUAGUAUACAAUAUUAUAUUCAUACAUAAAGUAUCCAGACGGCGCGUGUUUGCUGUUUUAUAUGGUGACGCUAAGUCAUUUGUUGCUGUAGUACCUUUUAUGUAACCAACUCACAAGUAUUACAUCGGUAACUAUAACAAUGGUGCAUUUUUCACAUACCGUGCUAUCAUGUGAAUUCUAGUGAAAAAGUAUUAAGCUCACGUUGGUUACAUAAAAUGUACUACAAUUAUAUUAUGAGAAUUUAUAAGCUGAAUUUUGCAUUUAAUAAAUCAUUGAAAUAUUUAUAUAAAUAUCAUUAUUAUUAUCUACAUAUUUUUAUUUUAUUAAUAAUUAAUUUGCGCAUGUUUAAACAACGAUUUUAUUCGCUUACAAUAUCAAUUUUAAUUUACUGAUUGUAUGUUUAUCGAUGUGUCUUCUUUGUCAAGAAGAAUGCAUGAAUGUCAAUUUUAUUAUUGUGAGCGUCUGGCUUCACUCAACCUAGGGAAAGCGUAGUUUUCAAACACAAUCUUAGGGUAAAUCUAGUUUUAAUUCAUUUAAUAAUAAUAAUAUGUAUACCCAUGCUAUAUGGGAAUGUACGCAACGUAUUUUUACGCGGGAUAUUUGCGGAGUCAAUGUCAUGAACAUUGAUCACAAACGGUUGAGUCGAGCCGUGUCAUCUGUCUACAGUCAUGUGUUGUCACCGUCAUCAGUAAUUUUAUGCUUAACUUUCAUUCCAGUGUUAGCGUAUAUCGAUCUAAGCUUUAUGUGAGAGUAGGUAAUAUAAUUAUUAUUAUAGUAUUUUUAUAUACACUGAAUUUCUUUUAAACUAUGGGGGUGCUUGAAAUGUGGAUUAUUUUUAUGUACAUUAGAUUACAAUAUCGGCAUAACGUUAACAGUUUUUUCAAAGAAUCUCCCUCUAAUAACCGCCACGUCACAGCAUUGAGAAUUAUUUUUUUAUUGUCUCGAUACGUCGAAUGAUAAUUAUAAAAAUUGUUAAUAAAUAUAAUUUAUGUAACAUUA